GACGCUCCACUUCCUCCCAGGAAGUCCCCGUUGAGAACGAGGCGCGUCGUCAGGCUGGUCGGGAACCAGCUGCCGCUGCCUGGAGGGAGUCUCUGCUGCGCCGGCCAUGAGAGGAAGCGGACGCCCCCCCGAGGGUCCGGUCCAGAGUCCCCGGCGGGCCUCGUACCGCUGGCUCCAUUACAGGAAGCCCUGGUGGAGAUCCGACCCCCGGCCGGCUCCCGAGCAGCCAUUGGACGGCUACGAGUGGAGGACGUCUGCUCGCCUGGAAACCAAGAUGGCCGCCCCCGAGGGCGUAGGGCGCACCGCGGAGCCUCUUCACCUGAGGCUGCUCGGCCUCCAGAGGUCCAACGCGGCCCCGCAUGACCGGAUCAAAGAUCGACCCCACGAGGGCCAGGAGAGGCCCGGAUCUCUGCGCAGGAUCCUGCCCUACAUCAGGUCCUGGUCUGAGCCCGGUGCAGGCGGCGGGCCGGUCAGGACUGGGGGGUCGGAGCGGAGAACCCCUUCCGUCAGCAGCUUCCUCACAUCGGUCUCUCGGAGGAUCGGCGGCGUCCUCGGGGAGCGACCGGAACCUGACGAGUCUGGUGCGAGACACCCGGUCCACCCCAUCCAUGAUGAUGUCAAAGGGCCUCCGGCUCACCGCUUCUCCUGCGGUCAGAGUCCGGCCGGCGGCGGCUGGGACAGGAAGUUCUGCCUGCUGACGGACAGCCAGCUCAUCCUGCUCAACGAGGCUGCAGGUGAGGCUCAGGUGAGCCCCACAGUCUCUUCAAAGGGGCGGAGUCUCCGUAGGACCGUCAGCGUCCCCUCAGAGGGACAGUUCACAGACUUCCCAGCAGAGGGCGCCGCUGCCAUGCUCGGGUCUUGUGUCUCUGCAGAAGCGUGUUCGGAGCGCUCCCCGAGGAGGAGGAGCAUCUCCGGCCCGGGGAGCUCGGAGAAGAACGACAGCCCCAGCUCGUCGCCUUUCAAAGUGCCGGGUUUCUUCAGUAAGCGUCUCAAGGGGUCCAUCAAGAGGACGAAGAGUCAGACCAAGCUGGACCGGAACACCAGCUUCAGAACCCGUGGGCUCCCCGAGCUGAAGGAGUCCUCCUCCCACGAGUCCCUCCUGAGCCCCGGCAGCGCGGCGGAGGCUCUGGAGCUCAGCCUGGAGGAGGAGGUGCUCAUCAAGCCGCUGCACAGCAGCAUCCUGGGGCAGGACUUCUGCUUCGAGGUGACGUACUCUGGAGGCAGUAAGUGUUUCAGCUGCUCGUCGUCCUCUGAGAGAGACAAGUGGAUGGAGAACCUGAGGAGAACCGUGCAGCCCAACAAGGACAACUGUCGCCGGGCGGAGAACCUGCUGCGUCUGUGGAUCAUCGAGGCCAAAGACCUGCCGCCCAAGAAGAAGUACUUCUGCGAGCUGUGCCUGGACGACGUCCUGUACGCCCGGACCACCAGCAAGACCCGGCAGGACGGGCUGUUCUGGGGCGAGCACUUCGACUUCUGCGGCCUGCCGGCCACGCGCAGCCUCACCGUGCACGUGUACCGCGACCCGGACAAGAAGAAGAAGAAGGACAAGAACAACUACGUGGGUCUGGUGAACAUCCCGGUGGCCGGCGUGAUGGGCCGGCAGUUCGUGGAGAAGUGGUACCCGGUCAGCACGCCCACCGCCAGCAAGGCCAAGGGAGGGGGGCCCUCGAUCCGCAUCAAGUCCCGCUUCCAGACCAUCUCCAUCCUGCCCAUGGAGCAGUACAAGGAGUUCGCCGAGUUCGUCACCAACAACUACGCCAUGCUGUGCUCGGUGCUGGAGCCCGUCAUCAGCGUCAGGAACAAGGAGGAGAUGGCCUGCGCGCUGGUCCACAUCCUGCAGAGCACCGGGAGGGCAAAGGACUUCCUGACGGACCUUGUGAUGUCGGAGGUGGAACGCUGCGCCGACCACGAGGUGCUGAUCUUCAGGGAGAACACGCUGGCCACCAAAGCCAUCGAGGAGUACCUGAAGCUGGUGGGACAGAAGUACCUGCACGACGCACUUGGUGAGUUCAUCAAAGCUCUCUACGAGUCGGAUGAGAACUGUGAGGUGGAUCCCAGUCGAUGCUCCAGCAGUGAACUGGCUGAACACCAGAGUAACCUGAAGAUGUGCUGCGAGCUGGCGUUCUGCAAGAUCAUCAACUCCUACUGCGUGUUUCCUCGGGAGCUGAAGGAGGUGUUUACGGCGUGGAGGCAGGUGGGCGUCGCCCGCGGCCUCCCGCAAGACGCCAGCCGGCGCCUCGUCAGCGCCGCUCUGUUCCGGCGCUUCCUGUGUCCGGCCGUCACGUCGCCGCCGCUCUUCAACCUGAUGCAGGAGCAGCCGGACGGCCGCACCUGCAGGACGCUGACGCUCAUCGCCAAGGUCCUCCAGAACCUCGCCAGCUGCAGCCAGUUUGGAAACAAAGACGAGUGUUUGGCCUUCAUGAACGACUUCCUGCAGCGCGAGUGGGCGGGGAUGACGCGCUUCCUGUCGGAGAUCUCCAACCCGGAGACGCUGUCCAACACGCCGGGCUUCGAGGGCUACAUCGACCUCGGCCGCGAGCUGUCCGUCCUGCACGCUCUGCUGUGGGAGGUCGUCUCCCAGCUCGACAAGGGUGAAAAUUCCUUCCUGCAGGCCACCGUAGCGAAGCUGGGUUCGCUGCCGAGGAUUCUGGGAGACAUCUCGCGCUGCCAGUCGGCGCCCGUCCAGCAGCAGCUGAGACGCUUUCAGGACCACAACAUCAGCGGCAGCCUGUCGUCAGGGUUACAGCGGAUCUUUGAGGACCCCGGCGACAGCCUGCGGUCUCCGGCGGGCGACGGUCACCCUCGCGGUCAGCGCCCCCUGCUGGCUCAGCAGCACCCGUCCGCCCACCACAGCUUCUCGGACCACGAGGAGCGAGACCACCCGCUGCCCGGGCGCAGCGUCUCUCUGGUGGACCUGCAAGACGCCCAGAUCCUGCACGGCCUCGCGGGGCCGCCGCACCAUGAGGCCCCGCCCCGCCUCAGCAGGGCGGGCUCCCAGGCCUCCGUCGGACACGGCCCGCCCCCCCAGCUCAACUACCCCCACUCUAACCCUCUCACCCCGCAGCAGACUAGGGCCCCGCCCAGAGACGGGCCGCCGCAGAGCGCGCCGCAGGCGAGGCGGCCACUGCACCCGGCGCUCGGCCAGCAGCGCGGCCUGCAGCCGCUGUCCUUCCAGAACCCCGUGUACCACCUGAGGAGCUCCGCCCACAGCCGGGCCGCUCGCUCUGCCCACUCCAGCUCGGAGAACCUGAGCACCGAGAGCUCGCACGACAGCCGCGGCGACUCCGACGACCUGGGCGGACAGGUGGGGGUCAAAGGUCGCGCGCCGUCCGGCAGCAGCCUGGACGAGUCGGGCGGCAGGCGGAGCGAAGCGCGGAGCGAGGAGUGUUCCACGCCACAGCGGCACGCUCCGCCCGACCUGCUGCCCGGCGCCGCCACGGCGGUCGCCGUCCCUCGCCAGAGCACGACGGCGGGCACCGCCCACAUUGUCAAGGUGGAGCAGCAGAGCAGGGGAGGGGGCGGGGCCAGGACGCCGCGCUCCCUCCCUCACGGCACCUCGCUACGCAGCAGCGCCAACGCAGAGCCCGCGCCGCACGCCGUGGAGAACGCGGCUCCGCCCCCGAAGAGCGUCACCAAGCAGCCGCAGCAGGGGGAUGCGGCGAUGUCUCCGGUGGAGAGGACGGCAGCCUGGGUGCUGAACAACGGCCAGUACGAGGAGGAGGAGCAGGAGGAGCAGGAGGAGGAGCAGGAGGAGGAGGGAAGGGAGAGGAGCAGGGAGGACGGCAAGAACACUGAGAAGUAUGAGCAGGAGAUCUCCCGGCUGAAGGAGCGCCUGCGGGUCUCCUCCCGCCGCCUGGAGGAGUACGAGGAGCGGCUGCUGUCUCAGGAGGAGCAGAUGCAGAAGCUGCUGCUGGAGUACAAGCAGCGUCUGGAGGAGAGCGAGGAGCGGCUGAGGAGGCAGCAGGAGGAGAAGGAGAACCAGAUGAGGAGCAUCAUCUGCAGGCUGAUGGCAGUGGAGGAGGAGCUUAAACAGGACCACGCAGAGAUGCAGGCGGUGAUUGAAGCUAAACAGAAGAUCAUUGACGCUCAGGAGAAGCGGAUCGGCUCGCUGGACGCGGCGAACUCGCGGCUGAUGGCGGCGCUGACGCAGGUGAAGGAGCGCUACAGCGCGCCCCACCCACACAACGGCCUGUCGCCCAGCAACCCCACCAAGCUGUCAAUCACUGAGAAUGGAGAGUUCAAGAACAGCAGCUGCUGAUUGGCCGGACGGGACGAGAGGCGGGGCUUAAACUCUGAAAUAACGAUCAGAGCGAGAGAGUCUAUAAAUACGAGUGUAAAUAGUGUGUGUGUGUGUGUGUGUGUGUGUGUGUGUGUGUGUGUGUGUGUGUGUGGAAGAAACAAACCAAAAACAAAAACGCACUCGAGUUUUCUAACAGAUUUGUUUUAUUGUUCUUAUUUUAAAGAUUUUUGUUUGAGGUUUUGUUAAGUUUAUAUAUUUUUAUUUUUACCCGACGAGUUCUUUUGGGGUUUUUAAUUUAUUCCUCCACGUCGUCUCCUUGUUGCUGAUCUACUGAACAGACCCCUGUAGGGUCAGGGUCAAAGGUCACUCACCUGUCGGCUGUCCCACCUUGAGAAUAAAAGCUGCCAGAUGGUU
This is a messenger RNA of Cyclopterus lumpus (lumpfish), 4654 nucleotides long. It is a transcript of the gene rasal2, whose product is annotated as RAS protein activator like 2. The transcript is spliced from 18 exons. Gene Ontology annotation, biological process: regulation of GTPase activity. The record is from RefSeq and is a predicted model, not a curated record. The coding region runs from base 107 to 4258 and encodes 1383 amino acids. NCBI's taxonomy places the organism in Eukaryota, Metazoa, Chordata, Actinopteri, Perciformes, Cyclopteridae.